GUGCGUAAGUGACCUUCAAGUGCUCAGCCUCUCCAUAAGCCAUUUGUGCCGCUAUCCUCUAUCUUUGAUUAACUUGCCCAGCUGGAUACUUGUCAGGUAUUGUUAAGGUACGUAGUUACCUUUUUUAUCCCGUCUAUCUUAAGUUCUAUCGUUCUGUGGCAUUCACUCAAGGGUUUCAAGCGUGAUCAGCUUGAGUACGUAUUUAAUUGUGUAAGUCUUCAGAUCCAAUACUACAGUUUCAAGGAACUGCACUUAAAAGGUAUGAAUUAAUUGAGAAUUUUUAACUACAUUGUCCGCGUGGAUGGGUGCCAGUUGAUAAUACGGAAGAAUACAGACAGGGCGUUUUAUGCUCUGGAAUGCAAACGCUGCAUCAUGAGUUUAUUUCGAAUGCUGUCCAAAGUUGUCAAAAUGCAGUCUGGAUUCUUGCUAGUUGGUCCUUUCAGGAAAUGAGAUUGGUUCAAGAUUUUUCUCGCUGUUUUCUACCUACUUUUUGUGUUACUGGUGCAUUAAAAGCAGGAUUAAACUCUUUCAAUCAAUAUGUCUCUUUAAAUCUCUCUUCGUUAACACAGUAGUUGCAUUUUUUCUUUUUUAGCAUAAUUUGGUUUAGGGUGUAAAUAAGGAACAGUGUUUCUCACUAUUAGAUAUCCUAAAUUAAAGUAUUUGCAGCUGUAUGUACAUUACUACUGGUUUCCAUGCAUUGUAAGCAAGUGACAGUCUUGUGUUUUGUCCUUUAACAUAUUCUUUAAAAUAGCAGUGUCGUUUUGUAGUUUAGUUAUGGGAGUACGUGAUCUUGGUUGUUAUAUUUGUACAAAAGCGUACAUCUACGCACUGGUUGGAUCUAGUGGGAUAGAUUUAGAUUCUCCAAAGAACCUGAUUGUAAAACCUGGUUGUAGUGCAUUUAUAAGAUUGAAAUAGCAUAAGUAACUGUUUUACUGUCAGAAUUAAGCUUUUAUGCAAACAUUACUAAGAACAGUCAAGGUAUUUUUGUUUGAACUUCAAUUAUUAUCAUAAAUUCUCAUUAAGAUAGUCCCUUGAUAUUGUUUACUUAGUUCAUGUCUUCUUGCGCAGCCAUUUUGAUCUCAUUAUUAAAUUAUCGUUUUCAGAUUUUUAUUCCAUAUCUACUGAGUUGCUGUGUUGUUCCAGACUCCUAUUCGGGACGGAUCUACCCGUCAUAUAAGGGUAGCUGUAUCAGGCUUCGGGUGAAUGGCAAAAGGUCGCCGUUCUUCUGACUCUGACUCGGAUAGUGAUGGUGACGUAGAGUGGUUGCAGUCACGCCAGAAACAAAACCCGAUUCUGUGUAAUGAAAAUAUGCACCACGCAUUGGUAACUGGGAUCGAGGAAGGGGAGAUAUCUAGUGAUGAUCUUGACGAGGAUGAAGAUGAUGGUUUAGAUGACAAUUUGAUUGGUGGUGAAGAUGACAAACGGAGGCUGGCCAAAAUGAGUGAGAAAGAAAGAGAAGAGGAACUAUUUAAGCGGGCUGAAAGACGGGAUGCUAUACGUGCACGAAGAGCUGUAAAACAAAAGCUGAGGGAGAAAAAAGAAAAAGAAAGGGCUCAGAGAGCGGCUUCGUUAUCUAAGCAAGCUGCUGCAGAUAUGAACAAAUCAAAGAAAUCUACUUACCAUAAUGUUUUCUCAGACAGUGACGAUGCAGGCAAUAGCGAUUCAAGUGGCGGUUUUGGGCCAAAGGGCUUGAGACAACGCAAAAUCGCUUUAGAAAAAAAGAAGGUUGAACACAGCGGUAAAUUCCAAGAACUAAUUGAACAUCGGAAGCGGAUGGCUGCAAAAAAGCGUCGUACCCAUUCAGGGGAGAGAGAUAGGUCUGGCCAAAACAGUGCAGAGAGUUCAUCAGACACUGACGGUGACAGCCCACAAGCACGUACGGGAGCUGGAAAGAAACACCAAUCCAUGUCGCAGCGUGUAUUUUCUUCAGGCGCAUCAGACUCUUCUGAUUCAAGCCGAGCUGGUUCCCGUCCUGUAACUAGGCGUCCAAGCUUCUCAAGUUUUUCAGGCUCGCAGAGAUCGGGUUCAUCAAGUGAAGAUGACGCCCGAGGUAGAAGUCGUUCGCCUGAAGAAGAGUUAGUAUCUUCUUUAGAACAUCUUUCCCGUAUUCGACUGUCUCGUUUCAAAAUGGAAAAAUGGGUUCACAUGCCAUUUUUCGAUAACUUGGUCAAAGGAUGUUUUGUGCGUAUCAAUAUAGGAUUACAUCAGGGAGUACCAGUUUAUCGUUGUGCUGAAAUUGUUGAUGUUGUAGAGACUCCAAAAAUAUAUGAUCUUGGUUCUACUCGGACCAACAAAGGUAUUGUUGUUCGUGUGGGUAAAGAUCAAAGUACAUUUCGUUUGGCAUUUAUUUCAAAUUCUGAAUUUCAACAAGAUGAGUUCGAUAGUUGGAUGAGACGUUUACAGCUUGCAAAUAUGAAACCUCCAACGUUAAAUUUUGUUCGUGACAAAGCUGCUGAGAUUACUGAAGCAAUUAAUCGACCUAUUCGAGAUGAACGAGUUGUUGAACAGAUUAUACAGUCAAAACGUCGGUUUCAAAAAGCUCCAACAAAUUUUGCUCUUCGUAAAGCUGAAUUAAUUAAACAAAGAGAACAAGCAGAAGCUGACGGGGAUACAGAAUUAUUAAAGCAUCUAGAUAUUGAAAUAGAAGAAAUUGAAUCCCAGGCUGAACGUAUUGAAAGACGUCGAACUUCAGGUUUUAAAUCGAUUACAUCCAUUAAUCAACGUAAUCGUGCUCUUAGUGUACGACAAGCUGAAGAAGCAAUUCGUCAAGAAAGUGAAGAAGCAAUGAAAUCAAAAGAAGAGGAUCCAUUCACACGAGUACAUUCUCAACCAGUAAUUGUAACAAAGAAGUAUUUAGAGAAUUUACGCCAUAAAAGGCUCGGUGUUUCACAACCUGAUUCCUCUAGAACUUCGUGUGAUUUAAAUCAAAGUAUUCCACCGCUUCCACCAACUCCAAAAUCAGAUUUAAGCCUUUCAUCUAAAUCUUCAUUGUUAAACACACCAGUGGGAAGUAGUAGUGUAUUAACUGAAGCACCGGAUUCUGUUUGUUGGUCAGUGGGAGAUGAUAACAGCAAUUUAUCUACACCACACGAUUCUCUGCAUGCAAUACAUAAUUUUGAAAUUAAUAUUGACUUGGAUUUAGACAGUAAUGCUGAUCAACCGAAUUCUAGUAGCAGGACAACAGCUUCAACUAAUGCUGAUGUUCGACAUUCUACUAGUCCAAGACCACGUGGUACUGCUAAUUCUUCUAAUAAUCAUGAUUUUAUAAAUGGCAGUCCGCAGACACCAAUAAUGAAUGGUCCAUCGGGAAAACCAAAUCGUCGGCUGUUAAACUUACAAGAAUACAAAAAACGUCAUGGUUUGAUUUGACCAACAUUAUUAAUAUUAUUAUUAAUAUUAUUAUUAUGAUUAAUGCUAUUAUUUAGUAUAGAUAUGUUAACAUACUGCUUUUAAAAAAGAAUCCUAAUUGUCUUUUUCUUUCUUUCUUACCUCUCUUUGUUUUUUUCUUUCUAUGUGACUUUUGCUUAAUAUUAAAAUUUUGAUUGUUUGUUUUGUAUGACUUCUAUGUUGCAUGCCUGCAUGCCCUGCCUACCUGUGUAAUGUAUAUAGGCGCUUAUGGUCAGAAUACCUUGUCUAUAAUUUUAACUUUUCCUUCUUUUUUUUUUAAAUGUACAUAAGAGAGAAAGUUAAUCAUGAAUAUCUUUUGUUCUUCUUCGUCUUGACAUGCCAGUGAGUGUGUGUGUAUC
Molecule: messenger RNA, 3746 nt
Organism: Trichobilharzia regenti
Lineage: Eukaryota; Metazoa; Platyhelminthes; Trematoda; Strigeidida; Schistosomatidae
Source: the annotation of a GenBank genome assembly